This is a messenger RNA of Closterium sp. Naga37s-1, 1878 nucleotides long. Lineage: Eukaryota; Viridiplantae; Streptophyta; Zygnematophyceae; Desmidiales; Closteriaceae. The record is from the annotation of a GenBank genome assembly.
AUGGUCUCGCCAGUUGCGGCAGAGCGAGGCGCAGCCAAUCAAACAGAAACCAAGUCCGUGGCGGACUCCAAGUCGGCAAUCUCGAGGGUCGACUCGUGGGUCGACGACCACCUGCUGGUGCCACCUCCCCCAGCCGAGCCCGAUCAUAUGGACAAAAGCGACGGCGAAUUUGGUGACGUCGCAGAUGGUGUCGCCUUCGGCGGUGUUACCGCAGACCCGCUCACGCGAAAGGUCGCAGCGUUGGAGGUAGAGAACUGUGAGAUGACCGGCCGACUCUCUGGACUGGAGGCGAUGCUUCGCGAAAAGGAGCAGGAGUCGCAAGAGUUGCGUCGCCAGCUGCUGGCGAUCACCCGCGCGCUGGAGGAGGGCAGCCACGCCGACACGCUGUCGCGCGCCGAGCUCCUCAACCAGGUGCUCAGCCUGGCCAAUCAGGUGAAAGAACUCUCCGACGAACGGGCGGCCUUGCUCAGCGCGCCUGGCGGCGUGGCAUUUAACUACGGCCUGGGAGGCGGGUCUAAGAAGUCCGUCGCCUCUGAAAAGGCUCUCGACGCGCAGCCCGACGGAGAAUUAGCAGGUGGAAGCAACGAGGAAGCAGGCAAUGCAGAAAUUGAGGAUAAGCCGGGUGAGCCUGCCUCAGCGGAGGCUGCGCGGGUGUCGAGCUACCGCCCCCCGCCGCCAGAGGCGCUGACACCCGCGUCUGCUGCGGAAGAGGAGGAUCAUGGCACGGAGGCGCUGUCCUCGGCACCGUCAAUGGCGCCGUCAAUGGCGCCGUCGAUGACGCCAUCACGGCCGGGGACGUCGCUCUCGUCUCGAUCGCAGCAUCUCAUCCCGCGAUCUUACACCAUGCCCGUGCUCGCGGCUUCGGGCCCGUCGUCCCAGUCGCGCCUCUCGGCGCUGCCCAUGUCGAUCGUACCGUACGACCCUGCUACUGCCGCGGAAAGCCUGGCAAAUGUAACGGUGCCGUUUGCAGGGGCUAUUGUUCCGUACCAGCCGCCGGACGCUGGUAUAAUGGCAGGAGAAGGGGAAGGCUCGGAAAGCGCAGUUGUAACGUACAUGCCUCCAGCGGCUAGUACCAGUGCGGUUGGCUCUCGAUCUAAUCCGUUUGACCGGCCAAAUACGUACGAGAUGAAUCGCCCGCAGGCAUCGGGGCCCAGCGCGAAGUUGAGUCGCGUGCAGAGCUUCGUGCCGUCGACUGUUCCUGAAACGGCAGCAGAAGGAGCCACGUCCGGCCUCGGCGCAAUGCGCGGGGCGAUCGCGACGCUGAUCCGGUGCGGGACGCGCCCGGAGGUUCGGGAGAUUCAAAUUCGGCACCUGGAGAAGCUGAACCGGUCCAAGCGGGUGACCCCAGAAGAUAUCUUUGCCGCCAUCCAGUCGAGAUGCCUGAGCAUUCUGGCGCAGGUGGAACCUCCGUCGGGAUUCAACAUUAUGGGCGUGAAGGUCAAGAUUCCCCGCAAGCUCACCUCCCUCUCCCUCACCUCUUCCUCCUCCGUCUCCACCACUCCCUCCAAUAUCCGGGUCACUGACUCGGAAGCCAAGUUCCUCACCAGCCCCUCAGUGGAGCUCGUGGCGUUCCUGUUUGCUGCUGUGGUAACGCACGCGUGGGCGCCGAUCGAGUGUUUUCCGGCCAUAAUGGAGCAGAUGGGCAACAUGUAUGUGCGGCGGCUGCUCAUUGUUGAUUUCCUGGAUGCUGCCUUCAAGCGUGUGGGUCGGCUGGGAGUGGACGCUCUGGUGCAGGAUCUACGGGGAAUAGACAGGCUGCUAGGAGUGAAGGAGGAGAGGCUGCCUUCAAUCAAGGAGCUUAGCAACUGCAAGGUUCUGGUGAUGAUUCACAGCAAGGCUGGCCUCCAGUGGAAGAAGAAAUGGGUUUUUGGGAAGUAG